ACAUGCAUCUUCAAGCAAGUCUAAAAAUGUUGCAGGAAAUUUCAGGAGCAUGGAACAUAACAACAGAAUCUGUUAAGGGAACUUGGUUUCUUCAAAUGUGAAGAGAAUAACUUAUGUAAAACCAAAAUCAAAUCAGUUGGUUGCAACUUCUGAUCACUAUAAUACAUUAAUUCUCAAUUGAAGUAAUUGAUACAUUUCAAGGUUUUGUUUUUGGGAUGAAGCUCUUCACUGGUUUCUUUGAGCAGAGGUUUUAUUUAAUUGGUGGUGAUAGAAACAAGAGAUUCUUCCGGGUUUUGAAGAUUGAUCUAUCAGAGCCUUCUGAUCUCAAUAUUAGUGAAGACCCAAUGGUUUAUUCACCACAGGAGAUGAAGAACUUGCUUCAAAUGAUUGCUGAAGGCAAUCAUGCCACAGGUGGCUUGACCUCUGUUGGAAAAGCUUACGAGGUUGCAGGUUAAUGUUGGGUUGUUCUUAUUAUGGCACUUAAAGGAUGGAUCCUAUGGAGAUAAUCCAAUUGGCUUUGGCCAUCGCAGGUUGCAUUAAAUUUUUGGAGCCACCCAUACUUGAUCCUAGUAACGAAGAGGCAUCAAAUUGGAUGUAUAUGUGGUCAUGCAAUAUAUGGUAUUGAUGAAA
Molecule: messenger RNA, 630 nt
Organism: Rubroshorea leprosula
Lineage: Eukaryota; Viridiplantae; Streptophyta; Magnoliopsida; Malvales; Dipterocarpaceae
Source: the annotation of a GenBank genome assembly